AUGGGCCAUGGAGCGGAAUACGCACACAGGUUCGCUGUUGCUGCUCAAGAGGGCCAUACCCACAUCUUGCAGUACCUAGCAGAACAAAUCGACGAGGCUUUGUUUCGAGCAGCCAUGGGAGCCCGAUUGAAUACAGACAAGUGGCUUGCUGAGCGCUGCACGUUCGGUAAUUUCAGUCGUAUCGUUGAAAUGACUACCAAGCAAGGACAGUAG
Phytophthora nicotianae INRA-310 is the source of this 213-nucleotide messenger RNA. RefSeq lists its product as hypothetical. The record is from RefSeq and is a predicted model, not a curated record. The coding region runs from base 1 to 213 and encodes 70 amino acids. The transcript has a single exon. NCBI's taxonomy places the organism in Eukaryota, Oomycota, Peronosporomycetes, Peronosporales, Peronosporaceae.